Messenger RNA from Xiphophorus hellerii (green swordtail), 2610 nucleotides. RefSeq names its product receptor-type tyrosine-protein phosphatase C-like. The transcript is spliced from 13 exons. NCBI's taxonomy places the organism in Eukaryota, Metazoa, Chordata, Actinopteri, Cyprinodontiformes, Poeciliidae. The record is from RefSeq and is a predicted model, not a curated record. The coding region runs from base 191 to 1786 and encodes 531 amino acids. Gene Ontology annotation, molecular function: protein binding.
CACAAAUAUCUGCAAGCCCAGAACAAACUGUUCGGUUUAUUAGGACAUAUUUUUAGAGCUGUGUGGUUUUCUACUUCCUGCUUUAUGUUUUGCAACAGAAAAGGUAAAAGUUUGAUUCUGCAGCUCAGACCACCUCCCAGGUGCUGAUGGAAAGAAAUAUUUUGCAUCAGUUGUGUUACUAAGACAGUUGAUGCCCCUGGAUAUGGCAGGUCUGUGUGGUGUUAUCUUGUUGAUAUGGGCUGUAAAUGCCCUGGUCGCGGCUGAACCCGAAACAGAACCAAAGUGUUCCUACAGAGUUGAGAAUGUCAAGUUUGGCCUAAAGAUAAAGAUGAUAGAUUCCACUCCUGGUGACUACAUCAUAUAUGUUGCUGAGGUCGGAGGUCCAUUUGAAAGGAAAGGCCUUUUUUCCUCCACCAGUAAAAACUCAAAUUAUGAUAUCAAACUUCUGAAGCCGUGCACUGAAUAUGAGCUAAAUGUCACAUUUAGUGGCUCCAAUGGUACAGAAAUAUCCUGCAACAAAACUGAAAAUAAAACAACAAAAACAACUGGAAUGACUAAAGAAGAAAUUAAAAGCGUUUUCUGCUCUCCUGGAUAUUUCUGUUACCGAAGUGAUUGGAACAUCAGCAAAUUACUAUCAGAAAACAACAAGGUUUCAAUUGAAGACUUUGACAAUGGAUCAUAUCGUUUCAAACAUGCUUAUGACGACAUGUGUUCAGAUUUAGUUUUGAAGUUCCCUACAGAAAACUGCUCAAACGCCACAUUUACCAUAUCUGAAAACUUCAAUGUUGAUUUUAUUAAUCCAAAUGACAUAAACCAGAUUAAACCUGAUAAACUUCCUGCAAAGAUAAACGCAACAUUACCUUCAAGCUGUAAAGAUCUCAGUGUUGAGUAUAAAUGUUCAGGAAUCAACAGUGAUUCUGUUGAACUUUCUGACAUGAAGCCGUUCACAGACUACAGCUGUACUGGUGACAUCAAGAUGAACAAUGGCUCCAUAAUUCGGACACUUCCACCUGUCCAGUUCAACAUCGACUGUGAUUUUACAGUAAACAACCUGAAGACCAGUUCAACCAAUACUUCCAUUGAGCUGAACUGGGAAACAAUGAGUGAUAAUUGUCAAAAUGUUCUCAACAAACUGGAUGAUCUCUCUUAUCACUGCAGCUGUCAGCAAGAGAAAGGUGAUGGAGGAUAUUUUACAAUGGAACAAAGAAUUAUUACUCGACCUAAAGGAACAACGUGUGUCUUCACCAGAGGAAUUAAACCAUUCAGGGUUUACAGAUGUGAAGUUCAUUCCAGCUACAUUGGACGAGGUGAUUUUAGAGAAACAAGAGUUGAAGAGAAGACUAAGUCUGGAAUACCAAAACAACCUCAUAACGUUGAUGUGACAGUUCCAGUGAACAAUAAGAUCGAAGUGACAUGUUCAUUAAAUGACAUGGAUUUUAAUGGACCAGACAGAACAUUCAGUGCACAACUUCAAGGCGUUACUGGCAGCAGAAAGAACAGCAAAACAUGUCAAUUUAAAUUUGAAGAUCUGAGCUACUUAACAACCUACACAGUGGAGGUGUUUACUUUCAACGGACAUUUUACCAGCUUACCUGUGCAAAAACAUGCUGACACUAAAUACAACAGCAAAGCCCUCAUUGGCAGUUUGGUCUUCUCCAUUAUCUUCAUCAUCCUCUGUGCUGCGUUCUUCAUCAGGAAGAGGGGAAAAUCCAGGAAUGUUAAUGAAGGACAGGAGCGCUUCUCAACAGUCAUCUAUGCUAACAUGCCACCUCCCCAAACACAAUAAAGGCGACUGAUGAAGAUCUGAUGGAGCUGCAGAUCAAGAAAACAUUUAAAGUUUUUAUUUUAUUAUGUCUGAGAAAUUUAAAUCUUGAAUACUGCAGCCGAAGGUACAGUAACUGUCCUCCCUGAAUCCCAGACAUGAUUUGUUGGACUUUUCAGUUCUUUGUAUUUUAUUUUAUUCAUUCUUAUGUUGUAUAUUCUCCAAGUCAAAAAAAAAAAAAUGAAGCAAAUCACCACUUGGAUUUUUUAAAAUCAAAAUCUAAGUAGAUUACUGAAAAUACAAAAUUUGCCUUCAUGUUUCAUGCAUUAUUAAAACCUGGAAGGACAAAGGAGAUAAAAUGUGGCUGAAAAAAAAUUAUUCUCACAAAUGAUCACUUAAACGUGACAUAACAUUGUAAACCCACAGCUGAACUCACAAAUAUGUUCAUGACAGAAAGUGAGAGCAUUUCAGGGCAGUUGCACAAAACCGCUGUGUAGCUUUGAGAAAACCACUGAAUUCAUGUCUAAAGCCGACAAAAGUUAUUUCAUAUCUUUAUUGCUUCUUUUUUAGGUUUCUGCUUUGAUAGUGAGCACAUCAAGCUCUAAACGCAACCAAAUGUAUUACUGCUUAUCCUUGCACAAAAGGCAAUAUAUUAUAAUAUAUAAUGUUCACAUUGUUUUGUAUUAAACUAUGCCUGAGGAAAUUAUAAAUAUAGCAUCACUCACUUUCUUCAAAUUAGCAAAAAUGAAUCCAAAUGGAAGCACAGCAUGAAUGAGAUUCAUGUCGACAUGUCAUGUGCCACAUGUUUUUACUUAUUUGUCAUCAAUAAAUUUUUAUUUUUAAUGCUC